Messenger RNA from Polyodon spathula (Mississippi paddlefish), 1938 nucleotides. It is a transcript of the gene terf2ip, whose product is annotated as telomeric repeat binding factor 2, interacting protein. Lineage: Eukaryota; Metazoa; Chordata; Actinopteri; Acipenseriformes; Polyodontidae. The record is from RefSeq and is a predicted model, not a curated record. Gene Ontology annotation, cellular component: shelterin complex. The transcript is spliced from 4 exons. Gene Ontology annotation, molecular function: telomeric repeat DNA binding. Bases 106 to 1860 code for a protein of 584 amino acids. Gene Ontology annotation, biological process: regulation of DNA-templated transcription; telomere maintenance via telomere lengthening.
AAAAGGUUGGGCAGCUUUGGGUUAAGAGAUACAUAGGACUGCCAGUAAAACCACCUUGAUGACAAUGCCUGAUUUCUGUGUCUUUGCUGUCUGACAGGUAGGAGGAUGCAGUCCACCGAGUGCGAUUCGUCCAGGGAGAAGCAGCAGUGCCCUAUCCCUCACACCAUGACCCUCUUCGUUGAUGAUACAGGUUGCCCCUUGCGUUUCUUCAUCAGACCCGGCAGUGCCAAGAGGCGCUUCUUGCCUGUAAUCAGGCUGGGUGGCGGGGUGAUGUGCCGCAUACAGGAGCCGGGUGCAAUAUCCCUGGCCGACCCGAAGGAGCAGAGUGGGGUCGCUGCUCCGGGAUACAUCUCCGUGCAGUACAUCCUCGACUGUGUGGAGAAAAACGAGAGGCUGGACCUGGAGGGGUACAGACUGGGGUCGACCCAGCAAGAGCGAGCUGAUUCUACAAGCAGUGGCGUCUGCUGGACGGGGCGCGUUGGGUACAGCAGAGAGGAGGAUGAUGCAAUCCUGCGAUACCUCAAGGAGCACAGCAGCAAGGAGAGCCUAGUCAAGGGCAACAAGAUCUGGCAAGAGAUGGAGCGCGCUGCCGUGACCUGCCAUACCUGGCAGUCCAUGAAGGACCGCUAUAGAAAGCACCUGGCCGGCCGGAUGGAGGCGUUCCAGGUUGAGGACCUCACAGCCUCUCCCAGCAGUGCGGCAACACGUUCCACCAAGAGGAAAAGCAAACUCGAGGAAACCGAGGCCAUGGACACUGCAUCAGACCAGCAAGUGAGUGGACCCACCUGUGCUUCACUUGAAAACCAGGUUGUGGAGGAAGAGGAAAUGAAGGAGCUGACAAACGGAGAAGAGAAAGAGGAAGAAAUCCUGGAGAAAGAGGUGAGAGACACAGAAGUGGAGGUUCGUCAAGGACAAGAGGUAACUACGGAGUCCGCCCAGCUCACACAGAGCAGCAGUGCAAAGCGCCGGAAAUUGGAGAUUCUGGAAUUAGCAGUCCGAGAAUUUGAGGUAAGCCCUACACAGGAGCAGGGGUGUGGAAUUUUUGAAAACUUCUUGUCCAAGGGACAAAAUGCUACACAAAUCUACUUGCCCCCUCCACAUCGCACAAAACGCACACACAAAAACCUGACGGAAGACAACAUGUGUGGAGACGUCAUGUUCAAUGAUACGACCACAGAUCUAGAAGUGACUGGUGAGGCAAGAGUCCAGGAGGAAGCAGGGGCCCAGAGUGUUGUAGAUGAGUUGGAGGUGCCCCAAAGCCCCUUGUCUUGGCUUUGCACGGUUGUGAAGUACAGGGACUCAUUCAUUGUAGAUUCCGAGACGCAGGAGGGAACGUCCGACCACUCAGACACCUCUGAAAUCCUGGAAAAGAGGAUUGCCCCAGAAACGGAACCAGGGGCUGAAGAGAGAGAGGCAGGGACCCAGAGUGUUGUAGCUGGCCAGGAGAGCGUGCCUGUGGCUGGGAGAGCUGAGUUAGUGCAGCCCCAAAGCCCCUUGUCUUGGCUUUGCAAGUUUAUGAUGCACGGGGACAUUUUAGAUUCCCAGACACAGGAGGGUGAGGAGGGGGCGUCCGACCCCUCUGAGGCGGAGGUGGUAGACGCCAUCGCUGCUGUGCAGUUUCUGAUGGAUGAGUUUGGAGUGGACCUGGCGUGCGUGAUGCAGAGCUUCCUGAAGAACAGCGGUGAUUUCCAGGCUGCGCGGCACUACCUGCGUACCGGCCGCACAUUGGAUGGGAGACCCCUCUGGACACAGCACGACGACCUGGAUCUGCAGUCAGGAGAUCCCAUCACAAAACAGGCUCUAAUACUUAAAUAUGGGGAGGAGAGCGUGGCCAAGAGGGUGGCAUUUUUCAAUACCUGAUCUACAGAGGGAUUAAAGGCGUUUUUCAAUACCUGACCUGCAGAGGGAUUAAAGGCGCUUUUCAAUACCUGAUCUACA